This is a messenger RNA of Stomoxys calcitrans (stable fly), 844 nucleotides long. RefSeq lists its product as uncharacterized. NCBI's taxonomy places the organism in Eukaryota, Metazoa, Arthropoda, Insecta, Diptera, Muscidae. The transcript has 4 exons. The record is from RefSeq and is a predicted model, not a curated record. Bases 133 to 666 code for a protein of 177 amino acids.
CUCAAUAAUCUUUGUUGAAUUAAGUUUGGCGGUACUUCAGACCUUACAGCCCACACUGCUUUUAGUAUAAACAAUUCAGUUGAAGUUGGAAACAGUUUGUGCGAAAGUGCCAUAUCAAAUUUAGCCGUUAAAAUGUAUCGUUCUGCUUUCGCCAUUGCCAUUGGUAUAUUGUCAUGUAUGGCCUAUAUAGUCCUUAGUGGUAUCAUCGUUUCAGUUUUAUUGCGUCUAUCACAACAAGAGGAGCAGCAUUAUGGUCGAGUAUGGCAGAAUUUGGUUAAUUUCAUGAUGUGCGUUUCGGUGUUUUGCCUAGGCAUCUUAGGCGCCUUGUCGCUGCUUAUGAUUGUGGGUGUAAGGAAGCAUCGUUGCGCCCUAAUGACACCUUGGGUGGUUAUGGAUGCCAUUAAGAUUAUAUGCAGUUUUAUGUAUUUCAUCACUGUUGGUAUACAUUUGUCGGGACCUGGAAUAUUCUCCAGUCUUCUCUAUGUUUGUGUAUCAUGUCUGGUAUGGUACCCCAUCUAUAAAUUGUGGCGAGACAUACACAGUGGCCGUUAUCCCCAACACCACGAGCUCGAGUCAUAUCAACCACCUCCAGGUUACUAUGCAACGCCGCCUGCAAGGGACGAUACAGAAAAAGCUAUCACACCUGUUCUGCAACAGAAGGCAUAACCAUGGACCAUAGCAAUAACUUUAUAAUCGUGUUUAUAACAAAUGUACUUUAUUUUAUUUUUUUUUUUAAUUUUUAAUGACUAAGUUAGGACUAUUAAGAUAACUCUAUAUAAGAUAAUGGAUACUUCUUAGUAGGGGAAUAAACCUUAGAAAUUUAUAUUUUUAUUGCUAACUGCCA